Clupea harengus (Atlantic herring) is the source of this 2615-nucleotide messenger RNA. RefSeq names its product desmoglein-2-like. Gene Ontology annotation, biological process: homophilic cell-cell adhesion. The record is from RefSeq and is a predicted model, not a curated record. Gene Ontology annotation, molecular function: calcium ion binding. The transcript is spliced from 15 exons. Gene Ontology annotation, cellular component: plasma membrane; desmosome. NCBI's taxonomy places the organism in Eukaryota, Metazoa, Chordata, Actinopteri, Clupeiformes, Clupeidae. The coding region runs from base 282 to 2615 and encodes 777 amino acids.
GUCCUCCUUUAGACUGGACAAAAACUGUGUCUUGCCUAGUGGAGUUGAGACCAUACCAGUAUUCUGCGUUAUCUGUGUUCUUUAAAGGCUAUUUACCAAUCGGAUUUGGGUGUAGACUAUGGUGUAGGCUUGAGUAAGCGCCUCCCAGUACUGCCCCUGCCUGUGUUGAAUAAUAAUGUAUUCCACCUACGACUUUGUCUUAGAUCAGUGGCAAUUGGGGUAUUUAAUCGACUGGAAGUACAUCGCAACGCGCAUUGAAAGGAUACUUUUCGACGAGUCAAAUGGCUUACGCAGCAUCAGCUAUCAAAAUAAUUGUGCCGAUUCUAAUACUGAUUAUACAAGUCCAGGGGUAUGGCAGAGGACUACAGAAACUUAACAGGCAGAAGAGAACAUGGCUCAUUCCUCCCAGGAAACUAAUGGAAAAUGAUGACUAUACUAAGUGGGAAUACAUAUCAAAAAUACGCAGUGAUGAAGACGUCAAUGUACAAUACUUUCUCGUAGGCAAAGGAGCAUCUGAAGAGCCGUUCAACCUUUUCACAGUGAAUGAACAGACUGGCUUUGUCAGGAUCCAUGGCAUUCUUGACAGGGAGGAGACACCUUUUUACGACUUGAAGGGAGUGGCCAAGUUCACAAACAGCAGCCGUGCAGAGAAAGACAUUGAACUGAAAAUAGUAGUUCUAGACCAAAAUGAUUGUCCACCUGUGUUCUCUUUCGAAAUUACUGGGGAAGUCAGUGAAGCAAGUGCAACAGGUACCUAUGUGAUGAAAGUCAACGCCACAGAUGGAGAUGAGCCCGGGACGCUUCACUCACAGAUAGCCUACAGUAUUGUUGCUGGAGGCGGUAGCAUGUUCUACAUCAACCAGAAAACAGGAGAGAUCCAUGUCAAACAGCAAACUCUAGACAGAGAGAGCCUUGGCACUUACACUCUAACAAUCAAAGGAACUGAUAUGAACGGAAGUCCUGGAGGGCUCUCGGGAACUGGAAAAUUUGUUGUCAAGAUUCUGGAUGUAAAUGACAACAUUCCGACCCUGGAAAAUACCUAUUACGAGGCCAAAGUAAUGGAGAACACAUUCAACGUGAUGGUGUUGAGGAUCAAAGCACUGGACGCUGAUUUAAUCCACACUGAUAACUGGCUGGCUCUCUUCACCAUUGUGUCUGGAAAUGAAGCAGGAUACUUUAGCAUCACCACAGACAGCGAGACAAACGAGGGCAUUCUGGUGCUGAACAAGGCCUUAAACUACGAGGAACUGAAAGAGCUCAACCUGCUGGUGGCUGUUUCCAACAAAGCAAAGUACCACUCCUCCAUCAUCACCUCCACCACCAAGACCAAGACUUACCCCAUCAAGAUUCAUGUCCAAAAUGAGCCAGAGGGCCCUCGCUUCCAGCCUCUAGUCAAAGUGGUGCGUGUCUCAGAGGAUCACACCACCAUUAACCUAAAAGAGGUCAUCACUACCUACGCGGCCAUUGAUAGUGACACGCUGCUGAUUGCAACCAAUGUCAUAUAUGCCAAAGGAGAAGAUAAGCAUAACUGGAUAACGAUAGAUCAACACACUGCUGAAAUCAGACUGAAUAAACUCCCAGACAGAGAAUCCCUCCACCUGGUUAAUGGGACCUACUAUGCCAAAAUAAUUUGUAUCACAACAGAUAUUCCAAGAAAAACAGCCACAGGAAAGAUCGCUAUUCAAGUUGAGGACUUCAAUGACAAUUGCCCGACCCUUACCAGCACGAACCAGACUGUGUGCUUUCAGGAGAAUGUGGUGUAUGUCACAGCCGUGGAUGGGGAUGCCUAUCCAAAUGGGGCACCAUUUGAAUUUAAAGUUGUGUCUAACACAAAAGAAGAGUGGUCUGUAGAGCGCCUGAAUGACAACACAGCCAUCUUACGACCAAAAGAGAGUCUGUGGCCAGGCAGGUACAAGGUCUUUAUGGUGAUCCAGGACCAGCAGGGAAAAGCCUGUGAUGAUGACCAGGUGUUAAAUCUGGAGGUGUGCAGUUGUACCAAGGACAACAAGUGCCUCCCAUGGCUGGAUAGGAUUCCUAGCGCCACACUAGGACCAGCAGGCAUCCUCCUGAUGCUCCUGGGACUCCUACUGCUUUUCUUGCUGCCUCUCCUGCUGCUGUUCUGCCUGUGUGGUGGUGCUGGAGACGUGGGCCGUUUUAAGCCCAUGCCCUGGGAAGCCAAACAGCACUUGGUCGAUUAUAACUGCGAGGGCCAAGGGGAAGAUAAGGACGUGCCCAUGGUGAUCUUUCCAGAAGUGGACGGUGGCUUAGUAACGAAAGUGAAGGUGGACCUCACAUGCGCUGCUGGUUCACAUUUGUCUCAAAGUAACAUUAAUAAUGGACACUACCACUGGUUUAACCAAGUAAACACGGAUCAUGGAACAUGGUAUGGGCAACAUGGCCAAGGAUUUGGGGGAUCAUCAGUCCAGAGGGGUGCAUUUGAAGGCAUUGCUCUGUAUGAGGAGUUCCUUAGAAACUAUUAUUCAAAUAAAGCCAGCUGCGUGGAGGGGCUUGAAUCUGCAAAAGAAAACCUGCUCAUCUAUGAGUAUGAGGGCCAGGAGUCUCCGGUGGGCUCUGUGGGCUGCUGCAGUCUCCCUCGAGGAAGACCACGACCUUGA